Messenger RNA from Dermacentor albipictus, 2851 nucleotides. Its product is annotated as F-box only protein 43-like. Gene Ontology annotation, molecular function: zinc ion binding; protein binding. Lineage: Eukaryota; Metazoa; Arthropoda; Arachnida; Ixodida; Ixodidae. Gene Ontology annotation, cellular component: nucleus. Gene Ontology annotation, biological process: negative regulation of meiotic nuclear division; regulation of mitotic nuclear division. The record is from RefSeq and is a predicted model, not a curated record.
CUGUUGGUCUUUCCCAGCGAGUUCAUAGUUGCGGUUGAUGUAAGGAGUGACAAAAAGGGCGCCAGACCACGGCUCAACCGGUGUUAGCGCGCCGCACCUGUGACGUGAGGUUGGCGCGGGCGGGCUACCGGCAUGACGUAUGUUUUUGCGGGAAAACUUCGCUAUCACAGUCUUCUUGCCGCGUCCAAGGUGCCUUGUUAACGGACAUCGACGGCUAAUUGUUGCAGAUUCUUUUUCCCCCGAUAGUUUGGUGCGACGCUGCGAAACACCGCGAGCUCCGGCGCAGCGCGUGACCUGCGUGGAAUGGGUCGCGACUGUGGAGGGCGCUCCACUGUGCGCCUGGCGAAUUCGAACGAACUCUAGUAGGACUGCGCGAGGCCUAUGCAACUGGCGAAGUGAACGGUGCCUUGUUUUUUUUGCCGGUCGCUUCGCGCGAAACGGGUGUGAUUAUUUUUUUUUUUUUUAAGCGGCGGUUGCCGAUACCUCGGAAGUUUGACGGCCCUCCCCGUUCCUACAGCGACGCCACGACACUUCGACUUGGCUUCCACUCAACGAUCCGAUCGGGGUUCAUCAACGUAUCACCGAAAGCUGAUGGCGCACACACCGGCGAGGUCCACCUCUUUCCUAGCGGUGCACGAGACUCCCCGCGUGCUCCAGUCCACACCCAUCUCCACUGCGUGGUCCCCGGAGAGCGGGUACUUUGGCUCAGACGGCCAGUCCUCAUACCGCAGCUGCACUUUCAGCACCUCGUCUGCACUCGUAAGCGAAGAUGACAGCGAAGGCAUCUGUUCCAUCGUGCCGUACAGCAACCCCAUGACCCAGUUGCCGUGCCUUCCGAAGGAAAGCCCGCUGCCUCGUGUGGACAUCCUCAGGAAGCUCAAGGGUUUCCGGCCGGUCAUGUGCAAGAUACUGGGCUACCUGUCCCCGCAGGAGCUGGCUAGCGCCUGCCGCGUCAGCUCGGAAUGGCGCAAGCAGUGCCUGUCCAUACCUGAGCAAGCGCUCCGCUUUACGGAGUACAUCAAGAAGAGACAGGAGCAGUGGGAGUCGUCCAGGGAAAACAUGCACAAUCGCAAGCCAUCCAGGAAGGAGCCGUCGAAUGCUCCUCCUCUAACAGUUCACAAUGCUCAAGCGGAGGUGCAAAAUUCGACUGGGCAAGCCGAGAAGGCUAUGGAAACAAGAUCAAGGCUGGACUUGCACAUAAAGGAGGCCAAGAAUCUCCAGGAAGGCGAGUGGCUCUGGCCCUGUCCCGUCUGCCAGUACCCGAGCCGGGUGACGGCCGCCGGCACGGUUGCCCUUUGCAAGUGCGGCUACGAGUUCUGCCCCAAAUGCCGCAGGGACAGCCACUUGCCCAAGCCUUGCGUGGCCCACAGCGGGCAAGUCAUCAGCUCGCGAACGCAAAAGAACAUCAUAGGCAGCAAGUACUCCAAGCGUCAACUGCGCCGCUUAUGACCGUGUCCCCUGCAUCUGACUUCACCGCCGUGUCCCGCUGUACAGCUUCACAUGGGACCCGCAGUGAAAGUCUCGAUUGCUCGGAGGGGUGGCUGAUUGGCGACGUGUGUGUGCUUGCGUGCAUCUGGCAAACUCCUCGCGAGUUUUUGAAGUGUUUAUUUUUUUAUAUAGCUGGCAAUUUUUAUUCUUAUUAUUCUUAGUGCCUUUACAUGUGACGUGCAGACGAUAGUCUGCCUUGUUUUUAGUGCCUUUAUAGGUGGCCUGCAGAGAGUCUGCCAGUGUCCUUCUGCCUCCUCACAUAACUGCGCAUAAUGUAAAAGUGCUAAAGUGACAGCCUUGCGCUUGUCGAAUUGUCAAAAGUUGUGGCCCUGCCAUCAAAAGGGCUAGAAUUUGGAAUACCUUAUGCGCAAGGCCUGACCAUUGAUCGCUAUGGUCAUUUCGUCCACAUCACUCUGCCCGUUACAAGCGUGGCCACUUAACGGGCCGACAUUUGUGGCUUUCCUUUUAAAUUAAUGGCACUUGAUAAGUAUUUAAAGGGCACUUGCCGAGGCAAUCCUCCCACUAUUGCAUAACAUUAGCUCCCACGGAGUUGCACGGAUGCCGUUAUGUGGCGCGUAUGCUGACAGGCUCUCUGCAAAGCUUCCUGCCGUCUCUCAUCUGGCUUCCGUGAAGAACAACCCGACCAUUGCACUGUACAAACCAUUGCACUGUAAAGCAUCCCAUGACCACAGGCAGGAAGUUUUCUGUACAGCUGUAUCACCCAAGAGCAUGCCAUGUACAUAGUGUACAUAACGGAGUGAAUGUGCAACCGUGUGUGUAUAUACUGUUCAUAGUACUGACGCGAUCUCGGUGUACUACAGGGAGGGGCUUCAGGACCAACAGGAACUCUGUGCCAAGCUGCUCUUUCAGAUUCCUUUCACAGCAGAGGAACUAGAGAGAUGCUCUCAGUCUACCUCGAUCAAGAAGUAUGGAUUUCAAUAAGAUCAGUAUUAGAAAAAAAGAAAAAAAAGCAGUAUUACUGAUGCUUGCCAAAAUGCAAUGCAUGUUGUUUAAAAGCCUGCAGCAUUCCACCAUCUUUCCCUUUCUUGCAUUUUUUGUCUUUAAUGGUACAAAUUUACAGCACACAAGACUGGCACACCAAUGCAUUGGCCUUCUCACUUCUCUUUACUACCUCGUUUUGUAGAAGGGGGAAGCCCUGUGGAAAGAUGCCUCAACGUAUUAUGCCACAGACUCGCACAAUGACAAUCCACGAUUACUGCAUUUAUCUUGCCAUGUGCACUCUGCUACCGCAGCACCCUUUCAGGACUGUCUCAAUGCGACAAUUGUGCUCAAUGUGAUACCUAUUUAUGUGCAGUGUCACAAGGCAAAGCCAAAGUAAAAUGAGAUUUUUUUUUUCCUACAA